This is a messenger RNA of Paramormyrops kingsleyae, 4432 nucleotides long. RefSeq names its product bromodomain containing 8b (gene brd8b). Gene Ontology annotation, molecular function: protein binding. The record is from RefSeq and is a predicted model, not a curated record. Lineage: Eukaryota; Metazoa; Chordata; Actinopteri; Osteoglossiformes; Mormyridae. Gene Ontology annotation, cellular component: NuA4 histone acetyltransferase complex.
CGCGCAUAUGAUGAGCUUUAUGGGCAGAAGACCGGGGUUGCUGCUCUGCAAAACGUUUACCUGGCGUGUUAUUUGUUUAAUUAGAGUACUUACUAUGUCGUUACAAUAGUGACAAAAGGUCCCGAGUUAAUUAAUAGGAGCGUGUUUUCAUAAAUUUAAUCGUAGUCCGUAUUCCUAAGGCGUAUUCUAUUUUUUAAAAAUAGUUCCCUGUUCUGUCGUAUAUACCGUUUUUUGCCAUUCGAAAACCUGUUUUACAUAAUUCAAAUUGAUAACUUUUUAAUUGAUUAAAUCUAGAGUAGUCGUACCUUUAAAUAUCAUUAAAGUAUAUAUUAUUGUAAUGAAUGACAUUGUUAAAAUAACUAAGGCUAAAAAUGCGCAUUCUGAUACCCUACGUACAAUUUUCAUGUGAUCGAUUUCUAUUUAUUUUUUUCUGAAAAAAGGUUGAAAUCGUUUAGAUUUUUUUAUUUGAAUGCCUAACUAAUAGUCAACUCUAUGCGCAUUGAAUGUUGUGAAGUCAGCAGUCCUGUCAUAACAUUUUGGACUUCAUAGUUGAAUAGUGGACAAUACCAAGCCUGUUUCAGUAAUGUUUUAUAAGCCUUCAUUCGUAUCCACAGUAAUACAGGGCCAAUUGGUCCGUUAUUGACUUGGCUGCAGUUUAGAACGCAAAACAAGGCAUGUGUCAUGUAGUUUCCUACCUUAGUUAAAUCCAGUUGCUGUGUCCCUUUAGAAAUCUCCCAAAGGCCACUAGGGGAGACAUUUUUGCGGUUUACCUUGAACAUGCUCUGCAGGGUUGAACUGCGGAUUUAGAAGAAAUAGCUAGAUUUUAUAUAGAUUUUGAGUCCCCAAAUCAGAUUUUAUUAAUUGCCUGUUUAACACUUCAACCAUAUUUAUGUGGUAAGUAUUAUGAUAAACUCCCCUUUACCGCAGCCCUACGUUAGUGCAGAAAUCUACAAAAGAUUCCCCUCUAUUAGACCUUUUUAUGGUCAGAUUGUGAAGGACCGCACGACUGACAGUGGUGUUACUGUCUCUUUGUGUGGAGUGGUUCUAUUUCUCAGGCACACAGCGGCUCUCCUAUAUGCUAUAAUUGUCCCCUCAAUGAAGCAGCGGGUUUUCCUGUGGCUUUUGUUAAACCGUAACUGAAGGUGGAAAGAGAUUAUCUUUCUUUUUUUUCAUUUUAAUGCCGAUGAAUGGAAUGUAUGGAAAACGAUCAGACACCAAUUAACAUUAAGGAAUUGUAAUGAAAGGUGCACGACAUACAAAUACAUCAACAGUUUAAAGUAGUUUCCAAGAAAAUAAACUUUGGAGGAUGUGGGCAUCGAUCCAGGGGAAUAGUCGGUUGAUUAUAAAUAUCAAUAAUCAGUAAUAUUAGUUAGGAUAGCCAAAUCACAUAAAUUAAAGAUCAUUAUCCAGAUAAUCACAUCGAAACAGUAAGUCAUCUAGAAAGUUUGCUGGCACGGUGAGAAACGGAAUAUGGACUGUGAGCUGAUUGCUUCCAGAACUAUACCGGGUACCGGAAGUGCAUAAGCAGGUCAUCGGAAGUCAGUUCAUUCAAAACAAAAUGGCGAGCGGAGUGGGAAAGCACAAAUUGUUAGCAGUGGGUCCGACAGAGCCAUGGUCUGUGCGAGAGAAGCUGUGCUUAGCAUCCUCUGUCAUGAGGAGCGGAGACCAGAACUGGGUGUCUGUCAGCAGAGCCAUCAAGCCUUUUUCAGAACCAGGAAGACCACCUGACUGGUUCUCCCAGAAGCACUGUGCCUCCCAGUAUUCUGAGCUGCUGGAGACGACAGAGGCACCAAAGCGGAAACGCGGGGAGAAGGGAGAGGUGGUGGAGACGGUGGAAGACGUGAUUGUGCGUCGGCUGACAGCGGAGAGGAUCGAGGAGCUGAAAAGACUCCUGAAGGACACACAGGAGAGAUACAGGAAGCUGAAGAAGGAAGCAGAGAUAAUCCAGGCCGGACAUCUGGACGCCAAGCUUGAGGAGCUCUGGGGCGAGAUUGUGCAGAAGAGGAAGCAGGAUGAGGAAGAGGCUGAGCUGAAGAGGAAGGCCACAGAUGCUGCUUAUCAGGUCCGGCAGGCAGUGAAAAACACCCCUAAGCGAGCCCCCAGUUUAACAGUACGCUCCCUGGGUGUCGAGUGUCCACCAGCGGACCCGGUGCAGCCCAUCGCCGAGGAAGCCAGCAGCGCACCCAGUGGCCCUGGGGCAGCUGUCUUUGCACCGCUGCUUGAAGUAGCAGGGCCAGGGAACACGGAUGCCAGUCUGGGGGGCGUAACAGAAGACUCCCCACAGAAGAAACUCAUCCCUCAGAAGGCCACACCCCCACCCUCCCCUCUGCUGUCGGAGCUCCUGAAGAAGGGCAGCCUACUCUCUGCCAGCGCCCGCCUGGUGGCAGAAGGAGAAGCAGCCCAGGGUCUGGCUAACGGAGCGCAGAGGUCCGAUCCUCAGUUUGUAGCGUCCGUCGUGCCGGUGCCACAAGCCUCAGCCGGCGCUCCCAUGCUGUCCCAUCUGCUGGAGGCCGGUCCUCCCCCCCGCUCCCCUGCUGUCACCCCAGACUUGGUGGCUGUCACAGAAGUCCCUGGCGCUGGCCCUUCUGACACAGAGACCCCUACACCUGAAAACCCAGCUGUACUUGACACAGUGUGCACAGUAGUGAACGGGGCCAUGGAGGUGGGAGUCCCCGAGAGCCUCCUGCCAGAGGAGGAGAAGGUGGAGCUCGCUGAGGAGGAUCUGGUGGCUGUCUCCUACAUGGGGGAGGAACUGGACCUGGAGACAGUGGGGGACAUCAUUGCCAUUAUCGAAGAGAAGGUGGACGACUCCUCUGAGGUGCUUGACGACGCUGCGGUUGAGGCAGCCCUCUGCCUGUGUGAAGAGGCCAGUGGGGGCCACACGCUGUCGGGCCCCUGGGAGCCAGGGGCCUUCAAGCCAAUCGAGUCGACCCACAGCGCCCCCCAAAGCCCUGCUGCCCCGCCUGCGGAGCCCUCGCCGGUGCACAGGGGUGUGGAGGCGGAGCCAGAAGCCGAGCCGGGGCUCCUGGAGGACGUGCCGAUGGAAGACUCCGUUCCUGACUCCCCGCCUCACCCUGUGCUGGUGUCCGCGCCCCCCUCUCCGCCCACCAGCCGUGAGUGCACACAGAGCCAGGUCUCCGCUAGUGGGCAGGACGUGGCCCGGGGGGCCCAGCCCGAGGAGCAGGAGGCUGUACCCGUGGCCGAGGAGGAUGGGGGGCAGGAGCGGGCCACCCCGAGCCCUUCCAUUAAGUGUGAGGCAGAGGAGUGGCUUCCGGCAGAGGCAGAGGCCCCCUGCAUAGGGUGUGAAGACAGCUCAGGGUCUGGCAAGGAGUGCAAGCAGGAGGUGAAGGAGGAGGAGGCCGGCAGCGACGGCGAAGAGGGCAGCGUGUCAGAGCUGAAGGAGCGCGGCGAGCAUGACGGCGGCGACGGGGAGGGCGAGGGGGCCUACCUGUCAGAGCUGGAGCCAGUCGCCAGCGAGAGCGAGGACGGGUACAGCCUGAACGCCUCCUCGCUGCACCGCUACACCACGGCCGACUCGGUGCCCAGUAGCCCUGCCUCAUCCCAGUUCUCCGUGUGCAGUGAGGACCAGGAGGCCCUGCAGGCACAGAAGAUCUGGAAGAAGGCCAUCAUGCUGGUGUGGAGGGCGGCGGCCAAUCACAGAUACGCCAGCGUGUUCCUGCAGCCCGUGUCCGACGACAUCGCUCCUGGGUACCACAGCAUCGUGCACAGGCCCAUGGACCUAUCGGUGAUCAAGAAGAACAUCGAGGCGGGGAUCAUACGUACCACGGCCGAGUUCCAGCGCGACAUCAUGCUCAUGUUCCAGAACGCCGUCAUGUACAACAGCUCCGACCACGACGUCUACCACAUGGCGCUGGAGAUGCAGCGCGACGUCCUGGAGCAGAUACAGCAGUUCCUGGCCACGCAGCUCAUCAUGCAGACGUCCGAGUCGGGCAUCAGCGCCAAGAGCCUGCGGGGGCGCGAAGCGGCGAGGCGGCAGGACUCCUCCGACAAGGACAGUGUCCCCAUGGCUUCUCCUGCUUUCCUACUCUCUCUCUUUGACGGAAGCACCAGGGGGCGCCGCUGUGCUAUUGAAGCUGACCUCAAGAUGAAGAAGUGAGAGGGGUGUGGCUUGUUCUAAGGCUACAAGUGGAACAUAGAGAGAUGAUUGGCCAAAAUGACCCAGCAAAAUCGCAAAUACAAGCUUUGUCUCUGGUAGCUUUUAUUUAUGGCGCUCUUUUGCCAUUUUUCUGAAUGUACCGUUGUAUCUUCGGAUAAAGAAGGAAUGUGACAUAAUCUAGGAGUGAAAAUGCAGUUUGUGGAGUCCUGUUGUUUUCCCUUCAGGUGCAGUGUGACAUCGUGUAAGCAUAUUUGUACAGAGCCGUGUAUAUACUUUUUAAAUGUAUACUGUUUAAUAAUAAAAAAGCAGACUGCU